This is a messenger RNA of Cyclopterus lumpus (lumpfish), 3980 nucleotides long. Its product is annotated as bromodomain-containing protein 1-like. Gene Ontology annotation, biological process: regulation of transcription by RNA polymerase II. The transcript is spliced from 9 exons. Gene Ontology annotation, cellular component: MOZ/MORF histone acetyltransferase complex. NCBI's taxonomy places the organism in Eukaryota, Metazoa, Chordata, Actinopteri, Perciformes, Cyclopteridae. The coding region runs from base 327 to 3308 and encodes 993 amino acids. Gene Ontology annotation, molecular function: protein binding. The record is from RefSeq and is a predicted model, not a curated record.
CAACCGCAUUGUUGUUGGGGGAAGAGAAGCUCGCUCCGCCGCUUCCACGAACGGUCCCGUUGAGCAGCAGCCAGCCCCCCCUCCCCCCGGUUAGAAGGACCGACACCCUAAUACAUUUUAAAAAAAAACACGGCACCCGUCGCCCUGGAUACCCGUCGCGGCCACGCGCAGGUUUUCACUCGGUUGAGCGCGAGCCGCGGCCGUUUGGACGAGCGGACCGAAUGUGGAUUUAACUGCCUCUCCGCUCCGCAGGCCGCGCCGCCGCCAUUGCUGCCGUCUCCACACGCCGAAUUCGUGAAAAUACCCGGGGUCUUUACGGCUUCGAGAUGAAGAAGAAAAGUCGGCACCACCGACCCGCGGUGCUGAAGAGGGACUCGUCGCCUAUCAAGCCGUCGGCCAACCGGGAGACGCUGACGUACGCGCAGGCCCAGCGCAUCGUGGAGCUGGAGGUGGACGGCCGCGUCCACCGGCUCAGCAUCUACGACAAGAUGGACGUGAUCGGCGACGACGACCCCACGGCGCAGGAGAUCACGGAGUGCAACAGCAACAAGGAGAACAACGAGAAGCCCCAGCAGGUCCUGGUGCGCUCCGUGCGCCUUAAGAACAACCAGCAGAAGAAGAACGCCGCGCUCCAGGCCACGCACGGCGGCACCGGCGGCCUGCUGGAGCCCAAGGUCAGAACGGUGGAGUACAACCUGCCGGUGGUGCCCAAGAGGCCGGCGGCGUAUUACAAGUACACGGAGAGGACGCCGGAGGAGCUGGACGAGGAGGUGGAGUACGACAUGGACGAGGAGGACUACGCCUGGCUGGAGCUCAUCAACGAGAAGAGGAAGAGCGAGGGCGUCAGCCAGGUGUCCUUCAACCUGUUCGAGUUCCUCAUGGACCGCUUCGAGAAGGAGUCGCACGCCGCCACGCGGGGCCAGAGCGACCUGCAGUCGCUGGUGGACGAGGACGCCGUGUGCUGCGUCUGCAUGGACGGCGACGGCGCCGACAGCAACGUCAUCCUCUUCUGCGACGCCUGCAACAUCGCCGUGCACCAGGAGUGCUACGGCGUGCCGUACGUCCCCGAGGGCCAGUGGCUGUGCCGCCACUGCCUGCAGUGUCCGUCGCGGCGCGCCGAGUGCGUCUUCUGCCCCAACCGAGGCGGCGCCCUGAAGAAGACCGACGACGAGCGCUGGGGCCACGUGGCGUGCGCCCUGUGGGUGCCCGAGGUCGGCUUCUCCGACACCGUCUUCAUCGAGCCCAUCGACGGCGUGCGCAACAUCCCGCCGGCGCGGUGGAAGCUCACCUGCUACCUGUGCAAAGAGAAGGGCGUGGGCGCGUGCAUCCAGUGCGACCGCAUCAACUGCUACAGCGCCUUCCACGUCAGCUGCGCCCAGCGGGCCGGCCUCUACAUGAAGAUGGAGCCCGUCAAGGAGGUGACGUCGUCCGGCGCCUCCUUCUCCGUGAAGAAGACCGCCUACUGCUGCAGCCACACGCCGGACGGCUGCGACCGCCGGCCCCUCGGCGUCUACGACUCGCCGCACGCGAAGAACGGAGCCUGCCACAAGAGGGCCGACAAGAGGGGCAAGUCCCGGGCCAAGGGCUGGGCCAAGAAGAAGAGCAAGAGAGGCGAGCUGGAGCCAGAACCGGAGACCGAGACCCCCACCAACUCUGGGCCCAGUAUCACCGCUUCAAGUUUCGACACCAUCCUGAACCAGGUGGCGGUCCAGAGGAAGCGCGUGUUCGUGGAGCGGGUGCUGAGCUACUGGGUGCAGAAGAGGCAGUCGAGGAACAACGUGCCGCUGAUCCGCCGGCUGCAGGCCAACCCUCAGCCGCCCAAAGUCAAGCCGAUGGACCGCGUGGAGACGAACCAGGCGCUGAAGGAGCAGCUGAAGGAGUGGCACCGCCUCCGCCACGACCUGGAGCGAGCUCGCCUGCUGCUGGAGCUCAUCAGGAAGAGGGAGAAGCUGAAGAGGGAGGAGAUGAAGCUGCAGCAGUCGGCGCUGGAGGUCCAGCUGACCCCGUUCAACAUCCUGCUGCGGGCCGUGCUCAGCCAGCUGCAGGAGAAGGACCAGUACAGCAUCUUCGCUCAGCCCGUCAGCGCCAAGGAGGUUCCCGACUACCUGGACCACAUCAAGGACCCCAUGGACUUCUCCAGCAUGAGGAAGCGCAUCGACGCCCACGACUACCGGAGCCUGGAGGAGUUCGAGGCCGACUUCGACCUCAUCAUCUUCAACUGCAUGAAGUACAACGCCAAGGACACGUUCUUCUACCGGGCCGCCCAGCGCAUGCAGGACCACGGGGGAGCCAUCCUCCGCCGGGCCCGCCGAGAAGCCGACCGGAUCGGCUUCGACUUCCCCAGCGGGUUGCAUCUGCCCGAGACUCCGAAACUGGAGACGCCACCCCCCUUCUCCUGGGAGGACGUGGACCGGCUGCUAAGCCCCGCCUACCGCCAGCUGACCCCUCUGGAGGACCAGCUGAGGGAGCUGCUGGAGAAGCUGGACCUGAGCACGGCCAUGAAGCACAGCCCGUCGCGCAGCAAGAGGCUCAAGCUGCUCAAGAAGACCAUCACGGAGGUCCGCAGCGAGCUGAGCCUGAAGAAGUCCUUCCGAAAGCGCAGCUCCACCCCGACGGAGGCGGAGGAGAAGCCGCUGCCCGAACCCGAACCCCCGGCGGAGCCCCGCGCGCCGCGGGAGGCGGCGCCGCUGUCCCCGCACAUGUUGGAGCUCUUGACCUCGCUGUCUCGGAUCGACGCCUCGGAGCCGCCGUCCUCUCCGAAGGCCGCCAAACCCAGCACGGAUCGUUCUCCCUCGGAGCUCGACGCCGACACGCCUACCUCAGUGCCCACGGACGCGCCCAACGGCCACGGCCCGGAAACGCUGCUCCCCAACGGCGACGCCCACGCCCCCGCCGCGUGCAACCGGCGGAACAACGUCCUCUUCCGUAAGUCCAAGAGCGCCAGCCCCCAGAAACCACUCAAGAGCCACGAGGCGUCUGCUGCGCCGCCGCCGCCUUCCCUGGGCGCCAAGACCUUCCUGUCGGUGGUGAUCCCUCGGUUGGAGACGCUCCUCCUGCCGAAGAAAAGGCGGCGCAGCAGCAGCGCGGACGGCGAAGAGGAGGAGGACGAGGAGUCGCCGAUAAAACGCCUCGGCACGGGAAUAGCAAACGGUUUCGUGGUGGAGGAGGAGGACGCCGCUGCGGCUCCACGCCUGCUGGAGCCUCGCCGCCGCUGCGCCUCCGAGUCGAGCAUCUCCUCCAGCGGGAGCGUCCUCUGCGGCACGAGGUGGCUCACUCCUAACCAAUCAGGGACCAGCGUAUCCGUCUGAACCCAACAGCAGUCGCCUCUGACGCGUAGCCAGCGGAGCGGAGCCAAUCAAAAGCAAUCGGCGAGGUCGGGUUGUAUCGGUAAGACACGCACAGCUUGACAACGCCCGCUAGUCCCGCCCCCCUGCCGCCGAUUGAUUGAUUGAUUUUAAUUGUUCAUCUUAUUAAAAUGACGUAAUGACAGCCGGCGCGAGGUGUGCGAAAGGGAACCUCUGAGUCUUUAACUUGGCUCGGGCGAUCACGUGACCGCCCCAAAUAUCAGAGGCCGCGCAGAGUGAACGCAGCUCAUUGGUCGGUCACUUCCCCGCAGACCAAUCGGUCAACUCCAUCCAGGUGGAGGGGGCGGAUUCAAAGGUCCCGGACUCCGCUAACAACAACCCACACCGCCAAUAAUCAAAGUGUUUUGAGCCAUCGGGAUAUUGAAGGAUUGUUAAGCGUGUCAUGCAACAUAUGAUGUUAUAACAACAACAACAACAACAACAACAACAAGUUGUUUUAAAUGAAUGGCAUUUCAUAAUCGGCCAUAUUAAGAAGGUAUGUUGAUGUGACCACGUUCUAAUGACGCUGCAGGUCGACGUCAUCCUUCACCGUCAUUUAAUCUAACCGUUGGCCUUAAAAAGAAACAACAACAACAACAACAACAGCCGUGUUCCUCACCCAGCUCUCCCCUCGUC